GUGACAAGUUUCUUGGCUCCGGUAUGGCAUCGUCUAAUAACGAUGGUCCCAUUGAGCCUGAGGCUGAACCGUGGCGAAUAACACAAAACGAUCAUCUCGAGCAAGAUCUUUUGGAAGAAGAUGCAGAGAGUCAGGAGAGAGUUGAUAUUCCAGUUGAUGAUGUGGAAAAAGCGUUCUCCUUCAAAAAAUUAUGGGCGUUCACAGGGCCCGGAUUUCUCAUGAGUAUUGCCUAUUUGGACCCAGGAAACAUUGAAAGCGACCUUCAGUCUGGCGCACAAGCGGCUUACAAACUUUUGUGGGUUUUGCUCUCAGCUCAUAUUAUCGGAAUGUUGCUCCAACGAAUGUCUGCAAGACUUGGAGUUGUCAGUGGAAAACAUAUGGCAGAGGUUGCCUACCAAUUUUACCCAAGACUUCCUCGCAUCAUUCUCUGGCUUAUGAUCGAGAUUGCAAUUGUGUGUAGUGAUAUGCAAGAAGUUAUUGGAACAGCAAUUGCCAUUUUCUUGCUCUCUAAAGGAUUCGUUCCACUCUACGUUGGAGUUUUCAUCACAAUUCUUGACACCUUCACAUUUUUGCUGAUCGACCGGUACGGAAUCCGAAAACUGGAAUUAAUCUUUGGAUUUCUUAUUUUAACAAUGACAGUGUCAUUUGGCUAUGAGUUUGUCGUUGUGAAACCUCCAAUUGGUGAAGUUAUAUCUGGAAUGGUGGUACCUUGGUGCGCUGGAUGUGGAAAAGGAGAGUUUAUGCAAGCGAUAUCAGUUGUCGGAGCUGUCAUCAUGCCGCACAAUUUGUACCUUCAUUCGGCUCUAGUGAAGUCUCGCCGUGUAGAUCGUAAAGACCGUCGUCGUGUGGCUGAGGCCAACAAAUAUUUCACACUUGAGUCGGCAAUUGCUCUUUUCCUCAGCUUCUUCAUCAACCUUUUUGUGGUCGCCGUUUUCGCACAUGGACUUUACCAGAAAACAAAUGCGGAUGUUAGAGAAAUGUGCAUAGCCAGACACGACAUCCCGGAUGCAGAUAUAUUCCCAAAUAACACUGAACCAGUUGAGGUGGAUAUCUAUAAGGGUGGAAUUUAUCUCGGAUGCCAGUUUGGAGCUAUUGCAAUGUUUAUCUGGGGAAUUGGAAUAUUCGCAGCUGGACAGUCAUCAACAAUGACAGGAACAUAUACAGGACAGUUUGUGAUGGAAGGAUUUGUGAAAAUUGAGUGGCCCAAAUGGAAGAGAGUUCUAAUUACAAGAGCGAUUGCAAUCACUCCAACCCUCGUGCUCACGUUUUAUUCGCAAGGAGUUCAAAACUUAACAGGAAUGAAUGAUUUCUUAAAUUGUGUUCAAAUGAUUCAACUUCCGUUUGCACUAAUUCCAAUCAUCACAUUUACCUCGAGCCGAAAAAUAAUGCACGACUUCAGAAGCUCUAAAGUUUUUCAAAUUUUUGCUCUGAUCACUUCUGCGUUAAUUUUAUCGAUUAACGUUUAUUUUAUUUCUGACUACGUGUUUUCUCGACUUGGUAGUGAGUGGUAUAUCAUAAUGGUUCUUGCUCCGAUCACCUUUGCAUACGUGCUCUUUGUGUUAUAUCUAGCACUAUACUGUUUGGUCUCUUGUGAAAUUAUCCCAGACACCGUUUCCAUCCGAGGAUUCAGCUUUAACAAGUCAUACGAAAACGAUGCUCCGUGGUUGGCGGUUGAUUCAUCAGCAGUCCAUGACAAUGCAGGAUAUCAAUAAUUUAUAUUAAAUGAGCAUAAUUCUCAUUUUGGGUUUUUCAUCGUGUUUUUUUCUUCACUUGUGUGUAUGUUUAUAUGUUUCCACGACUCUACUUUUCUAUUAAAUUGAAUAGAUAUAAAGUAUGUUUGAGA
Molecule: messenger RNA, 1843 nt
Organism: Caenorhabditis elegans
Lineage: Eukaryota; Metazoa; Nematoda; Chromadorea; Rhabditida; Rhabditidae
Gene: smf-1
Product: NRAMP-like transporter smf-1
Exons: 11
Coding region: 24-1712 (562 amino acids)
Biological process (GO): metal ion transport; manganese ion transmembrane transport
Cellular component (GO): membrane; apical plasma membrane; cytoplasmic vesicle membrane
Molecular function (GO): metal ion transmembrane transporter activity
Source: RefSeq, marked reviewed